AUGAUGCAAGCCAAGAAGGUCAAGUACGAAGUCAUCGGACUGAUCGAGACGAGACGACGUCACCCUCUCAACGCCGUACAUGAAACUGGAGAAGAACUGUUCUUAGGAUCAUGCGAAAGUAGAGGUGUUGGUGGAGUUGGCGUCCUCGUCAACACGAGUAUGGCAAAGAACAUCGACUCUUUUGAACAACUUACGACCCGAAUCGGACGUCUGCGGAUGAGAAGAUGUGGCCCAACACCAGCUUUGACUAUCUUCGUCGCUUACGCUCCAACAUCAAGCUACGAAGAAGAAGAAGUCAAAGCUUUCUAUAUGGACCUGGAGAAGUUCUACCGAGAAGAUCAUGCCUUCUACAAAGUCAUAAUUGGCGAUUUCAACGCCAAAAAGCCCUCCUCUCUACGCUGGACGUGGGAGUCACCCGGUGGAGGGUACCGUAAUGAAAUAGACCAUAUCAUUGUCAAUAAAAGGUUCUGCCUGAAGGAUGUCGCUGUUGUACCAAAGUUCUAUACGGGAUCGGACCAUUGCCUCCUCCGAGGAAGAUUUUCCUUCACAAGGAGAGCAGAGAAAGCCGCUAAGUUCAGAGAGAGAAAUCCCAGGACUAUCAUCAACUGGGAUCUCUUCGCUACGCUAGCCGGCUUUUGGGAAGAUUCCGCAAUGGACAACAUUGACGAGGAAUAUGACCGGCUUGUUAAACAUCUUCACGACUGCGCGAAGAAGGCUGAGAGUUUUAAAACCACCAAGAGACGCCUGUCUCUUGAAACUUUUGAGCUGAUACGCCAGAGUGGAGCAGCACGACCCGCAGGGAACCAAGAACUCAUGUCCGAGCUCGCAAGGCUUUGCAGAGAGGCGAUAAAGGAAGACACUUAA
Necator americanus (New World hookworm) is the source of this 864-nucleotide messenger RNA. RefSeq lists its product as uncharacterized. The record is from RefSeq and is a predicted model, not a curated record. Gene Ontology annotation, molecular function: catalytic activity. Lineage: Eukaryota; Metazoa; Nematoda; Chromadorea; Rhabditida; Ancylostomatidae. Bases 1 to 864 code for a protein of 287 amino acids. The transcript is spliced from 2 exons.